Molecule: messenger RNA, 15387 nt
Organism: Coregonus sp. 'balchen'
Lineage: Eukaryota; Metazoa; Chordata; Actinopteri; Salmoniformes; Salmonidae
Source: the annotation of a GenBank genome assembly
AUGGAGAGAGUCAUGGAAAGAGGGAGAGAGAGCGACGGUGCGACAAGUGAAGGAGAGAGAGAAGGGUAUGUUGAUAUUGUCAGUCAGACAGCAGGCUCCAGCCAAAGCCCUUCUAUCUCUAUCUCAGUGUAGAAAUCAAGGCAACAGGGGUGCUGCUGGGCAGGGGGGCUGCUGCCUCUCCUUCCUAUCCAGACUGAGGAACAUCAUCAUUAGUGCUGUGCUCUACCAUGGCCCUGCUGUAGAAGCCAUGCAGUGCUGCCUCACUAGAGGAACGCCCACGCUAGAACUGCACCAUUCAUCUAGCCUCUCAAACGCUGGCAGGGAGUAAAACAUACUGUUGUUUUUUUGUCCUUACCAAGUAUGAUUUACAUCAUGCUCGGAUUUGAGUUUGAUUGAUAGAUUUAGUUCAGGGGGUUAGGAUAGUAUAACAUUUUAAAUGAGGUUUUUAUGGGACCCAAAGAUGAGGAUAAACUCUAUUUGAAUUUCAUCUAAUAAAAACUGUAGCUACCUACAGAUGUGCUAUCUUAAUCAUGCAGCAACAGGAAAUGUGAAUUCAUUUACAUUUACAUUUUAGUCAUUUAGCAGACGCUCUUAUCCAGAGCGACUUACAGGAGAUAUGUGCAUUAUAAUUAAUAUAUAUUUUUGUAGGGGUAAAUACAUUUUUCGUCAAGUCUGAAAUGUUAAACUGGAAAUUACAACCUUUAGAAGCCUUUUUAAACCUUGAGGUUGAGAGCUGGACCCGUGCUGGUCUCCAGCUCUAGUCUCCAAUGAGCUGUAGCCAUUGAUCUGAACAAAUGAGCCCAGAGUUAAUUAUAUGUAUGAGCAGAGUAGCAGUGUAAGACACACUGGAGACACACAGCUCACCAUUCAUCCUCUAAGAGUUAUGUCUGGUAGCAUCAAACAGGAGUGCUGCUCUUAAUUUGGGGGCCUCCCCCCCACCCCCCCUCCCAGUGACUGCUGCUCCAGCAGCCUGCAUGCCAGUGAGGGAUCAAUAAAAGGAGAUAGCACUAAUGAUGGCAUUAAUAAUGAAUCAUCUGCAAUGGGUCCAUCCAGAGUCCCAUGCCAGCUAUCGUUUAAUGGGACAGAUUGGAGAAUCAUUUUGUAUCAUAGUAAUGGACAGUGAGAGGGUGUGAGAGGGUGUGUGGGAGACAGGGUAGCGAAAUAUCAGAUCACUGAUCACUAUAGAGGUAUCAGUUGGAGAGGUUCGUUUGCGUGUGUUAUGAUCCCAGAAGUAUAUUUCAGCCCCUCCAUGUGUGUAGUCAGGACUGUAAUGAUACCAUAUCACAUUUUACAAUACAUAGUAAAUGUGAGUAAUAGUUCUAGCUUAGUAAACGUAUGAUGUCAGGGUAUGAGGUCACUAUCUGAUCUCCUAGCUCAACUCUUAAUCUCGCCCCCGAUCUCGGUCCCGUCUGAUGUCACUAGAAAGAUGAGACAUAAAGCUUGCUUUGGUAAUGGUCCCAAUGAUUCACAAAGGAGGCAGAUAAGCAACUUCCCAUUUGAAUAUCACCUGUUGUUUGAAGUCCCAGCAUUUCACAGAAGAAAAUCAAUAGCUAGCAUCGUGUAUAUAUAAUGAUGAGUGUAAAUUAUCCUCUUUCUCAUAAUAUCAAAUCAAAGUUUAUUGGUUGCGUACACAGUUUAGCAGACGUUAUAGUGGGUGCAACGAAAUGCUUAUGAUACUAGCCCCUAGCAAUGCAGUAAAAUGUCAAAAGUACACAAAUAAUCAAAAAUUAAGAAAUCUUGAAAUGUCGGAACGAAUCCAAUUAACAACCCAAAUAGCACUGUAACAGUAAUCCAAAUGCAAUCUAUAUGUACGUAUGAUUUAAUAAGUGACUGUUAUCGAUAUAUAACAUACACUACCAGUCAACAGUUUGGACACACCUACUCAUUCAAGGGUUUUUCUUUAUUUUUACUAUUUUCUACACAGAAUAAUAGUGAAGACAUCAAAACUAUGAAAUAACACAUAUGGAAUCAUGUAGUAACCAAAAAAGUGUUAAACAAAUCAAAAUAUAUUUUAGAUUUUAGAGUCUUCAAAGUAGCCACCCUUUGCCUUGAUGACAGCUUUGCACACUCUUGGCAUUCUCUCAACCAGCUUCAUGAGGAAUGCUUUUCCAACAGUCUUGAAGGAGUUCCCACAUAUGCUGAGCACAUGUUGGCUGCUUUUCCUUCACUCUGCGGUUCAACUCAUCCCAAACCAUCUCAAUUGGGUUGAGAUCGGGUGAUUGUGGAGGCGAGGUCAUCUGAUGCAGCACUCCAUCACUCUCCUUCUUGGUCAAAUAGCCCUUACACAGCCUGGAGGUGUGUUUUGGGUCAUUGUCCUGUUGAAAAACAAAUGAUAGUCCCACUAAGCGCAAACCAGAUGGGAUGGCGUAUCGCUGCAGAAUGCCGUGGUAGCCAUGCUGGUUAAGUGUGCCUUGAAUUCUAAAUAAAUCACUGACAGUGUCACCAGCAAAGCACCCCCACACCAUCACACCUCCUCCUCCAUUCUUCACGGUGGGAACCACACAUGCGGAGAUCAUCCGUUCACCUACUCUGCAUCUCACAAAGACACGGCGGUUGGAACCAAAAAUCUCACAUUUGGACUCAUCAGACCAAAGGACAGAUUUCCACCGGUCUAAUGUCCAUUGCUCGUGUUUCUUGGCCCAAGCAAGUCUCUUCUUCUUAUUGGUGUCCUUUAGUAGUGGUUUCUUUGCAACAAUUCGACCAUGAAGGCCUGAUUCACGCAGUCUCCUCUGAACAGUUGAUCUUGAGAUGUGUCUGUUACUUGAACUCUGUGAAGCAUUUAUUUGGGCUGCAAUCUGAGGUGCAGUUAACUCUAAUUAACUUAUCCUCUGCAGCAGAGGUAACUCUGGGUCUUCCUUUCAUGUGGCGGUCCUCAUGAGAGCCAGUUUCAUCAUAGCGCUUGAUGUUUUUUACCAAAUAGGGCUAUCUUCUGUAUACCACCCCUACCUUGUCACAACACAACUGAUUGGCUCAAACGCAUUAAGGAAAGAAAUUCCACAAAUUAACUUUUAACAUGGCACACCUGUUAAUUGAAAUGCAUUCCAGGUGACUACCUCAUGAAGCUGGUUGAGAGAAUACCAAGAGUGUGCAAAACUGUCAUCAAGGCAAAUGGUGGCUACCUUGAAGAAUCUCAAAUAUAAAAUAUAUUUUCAUUUGUUUAAAUCACUUUUUUGGAUACUACAUGAUUUCAUAGUUUUGAUGUCUUCACUAUUAUUCUGCAAUGUAGAAAAUAGUAAAAAUAAAGAAAAACCCUUGAAUGAGUAGGUGUGUCCAAACUUUUGACUGGUACUGUAUGUCAAGAAUCCAGUAUACAAAUAAAUAUGUGGUGUGUGCAUAAACAGUGUAACUAAAAUGCAAUGUACAGUAGUAAAAAUAAGAAUGUAAAUGUAUAUGUAUUUGAAUGGUGUGUAUAGACAGUAUAUGGUCAGUAUGUGAAUAGAAAAGGUGUGUACAAGUAGGGCAACAGGCUCUAUGGUUCAGGGUUGAGUACCGGGUGGUAGCCGGCUAUCAUAUUUACAUUUACAUUUACGUCAUUUAGCAGACGCUCUUAUCCAGAGCGACUUACAUUAUUCUUUUUUUUUUUCUUUUUUUUCAUACUGCCCCCCCUGGGAAACGAACCCACAACCCUGGCGUUGCAAACGCCAUGCUCUACCAACUGAGCUACCUCCCUGCCGGCCAUUCCCUCCCCUACCCUGGACGACGCUGGGCCAAUUGUGCGCCGCCCCAUUGGUCUCCCGGUUGCGGCCGGCUACAGCAGAGCCUGGAUACAAACCAGGAUCUCUAGUGGCACAGCUAGCACUGCGAUGCAGUGCCUUAGACCACUGCGCCACUCGGGAGACACAACAAUAUUCACUGGACAUGGUGAUUGCUGUAUAGAGGAGUCCAGUCAGUCAGUUUAUUCUGAUUCAGUGCUGGUAUUCCUGAUUGUCUUGACUGGACAUGGUGAUUGAUGUAGAGAUGGGUCUUGUCUGUUCUGAGUCUUACCCACUCAGUCUAAAUAUGAACAUAUGAAUGACAAGCUUGAUCAGCCUGCCUGCGGCCUGUGCUGUGUAGAGACUAAAGCCUUCCUCAGAGGCAGGCAGCAGUGGGUUCUUACACACUGAGUGAGCUGAAUAAAUGUCUCAUUCUGGCACACUUUGUGCCCAUAGAGAAUACUGGCCCUUUUAAUUGUUACCCCUAUUGAUUUUCACUAUGCUACUCUGUGUGAUAUUCUCCCAACUUCAUGACCCUUGACCCAUCUCUCUACAUCUAUGUAGAGUAGCUCUCUCUCUCAUGCACACACACAGAAACUCACACACACAGGCACACACUGGCACAUACACACACAUUCAAAUACACACGCAAAGGCUCAUACACACUCAUAUACACACAUGCAGGCACACACCUGUGCAUGCACACACACACCUGAAGAGAGGCUCAAGGACUCACAAACACGCAUACACACACACUGUCGUUGGCAGAAUGGCAGUAGCUUGCUUCUCUCUCUGCUUGCCUGUCGGCCCACAGUGUAAGUGUUGUAUGUGCUAAGCUGGUGUGUAGGACGUCAGUGUGCUGAGUGUCUCUAUAAAGAGACUGUGUAAAGCUCCUGAACCUGAAGAAAUCAGCCAUGUGUUUUCCCCCUCUCUCUCAUCUCUACUCCUCCUCAUUUAGAGGCUACCUGUAUGCUCUGGAGAAACAGAGUUGAGAAACAGAGAGGUGCACAGCUCAGGAUGAUUCUUACAUUAAUGGAUGGGGAGUGUAUAGGGAAAUAGGGCUUCUUAAUUUCCUGCACUAAUGUGUUAUCAUUUACACACAUGUGUCACGUUUCUUUUGUCGUAGUAUGCCUCUAUUCCAAAAAAAUACUUGCCAAUUUCCGGGGGUCUGUACUCCCAAAGUUGUUGACUGUUUUUGUGCUUGCCAGUUAGCUAGCAGAUCAAAUCAAAUCAAAAUCAAAUCAAACCACAAUUGUAUGUGUCGAAUACAACAGGUGUAGACCUUACCGUGAAAUUCUUACUUACAAGCCCUUAACCAACAAUGCAGUUUUAAGAAAAAUAAGAGUUAAUAAAAAUAUUUACUAAAUAAACUAAAGUAAAUAAUAAAAGAGCAACAAUAAAAUAACAAUGACGAGGCUAUAUACAGGGGGUACCGGUACCGAUUCAAUGUGCGGGGUACAGGUUAGUCGAGGUAAUUGAGGUAAUAUGUGGGGGGGGGGGGGGGGGGGUCAAUGCAUAUAGUCCAGGUAGCCAUUUGAUUAGCUGUUCAUCAGUCUUAUGGAAUGGGGGUAGAAGCUGUUAAGAAGCCUUUUGGACCUAGACUUGGCGCUUCGGUACCGCUUGCCAUGCAGAAGCAGAGAGAACAGUCGUUGACUAGGGUGGCUGGAGUCUUUGGCAAUUUUUAGGGCCUUCCUCUGACAACGCCUGGUAUAGAGGUCCUGGAUGGCAGGAAGCUUGGCCCGAGUGAUGUACUGGGCCGUACGCAGUACUCUCUGUAGCGCCUUGCGGUCGGUGUGUUGCCAUACCAGGCGGUGAUGCACCCAGUCAGGAUGCUCUCGAUGGUGCAGCUGUUUAACUUUUUGAGGAUCUGAGGACCCAUGCCAAAUCUUUUUUGUCUCCUGAGGGGGAAUAGGCGUUGUCGAGCCCUCUUCACGACUGUCUUGGUGUGUUUGGACCAUGAUAAUUUGUUGGUGAUGUGGACACCAAGGAACUUGAAGCUCUCAACCUGCUCCACUACAGCCCCAUCGAUGAGAAUUAGGGCGUGCUCGGCCCUCCUUUUCCUGUAGUCCACGAUCAUCUCCUUUGUCUUGAUCACGUUGAGGGAGAGGUUCUUGUCCUGGCACCACACUGCCAGGUCUCUACCACCGUUGUGUCGUCGGCAAACUUAAUGAUGGUGUUAGAGUCGUGCUUGGCCACGCAGUCAUGGGUGAACAGGGAGUACAGGAGGGGACUAAGCACACACCCCUGAGGGGACCCCGUGUUGAGGAUCAGCGUGGCGGAUGUGUUGUUGCCUACCCUUACCACCUGGGGGCGGUCCGUCAGGAAGUCCAGGAUCCAGUUGCAGAGGGAGGUGUUUAGUUCCAGGGUCCUUAGCUUAGUGAUGAGCUUUGUGGGCACUAUGGGGUUGAACGCUGAGCUGUAGUCAAUUAAUAGCAUUCUCAUGUAGAUGUUCCUUUUGUCCAGGUGGGAAAGGGCAGUGUGGAGUGCAAUAGAGAUUGCGUCAUCUGUGGAUCUGUUGGGGCGGUAUGUAAAUUGGAGUGGGUCUACGGUUUCUGGGAUGAUGGUGUUGAUGUGAGCCAUGACCAGCCUUUCAAAGCACUUCAUGGCUACUGACGUGAGUGCUACGGGUCGGUAGUAAUUUAGGCAGGUUACCUUGGUGUUCUUGGGCUGUUAGCAGCCAAUGGCUAGCAGUUUCUUACUGGCGAUAAAAACUGAUGAUUGCCAUAAUGUUUCAAGUCAUUACUGAACUAUUUAAUGAAACUAAUCAAACAUUAAACCUUGUAAACAAUUCAUGGUAAUUCAUGGUAACCUCGUAAACAAUUAAUUUAAACUCAGCAUUUAUUUGAAACAGGUGUUUAUUUAAAAUGUGUUUAAAGGGACAGGUGGCUUUUUGAAGCUCUGCGUUUCAUUUAAGUUUUACGGUAGUUAUCAUAUGGGAUAAAACCCACCAACCAUCUACCUAUCACAUGACCCAACCUUACACUCCUCUCUAACACUCCUCUCUAACCUAAUUUAGUGGAGAGUGGUGGUGUUGGCUGUUAACCUUCAGCUCAACUUGUUUGUUAGGAGAAGAGAGUUUGAGAGGGUGUAGAGGGCACAUGAGGUGAGGCAAGAGGGGAGGGGAGCAGGAGGGGGAGGAGAGGAGGCAGAGGAACACUCAUCCAGUUUGCAUGGUGGAUUAUAAAGGGACUCUCUGGCUCAGUCUGCCAUCUCUGCCCCCACCUUAUCACACCACAGCUCUUCUCUCUCUCUCUCUCUCUCUCUCUCUCUCUCUCUCUCUCUCUCUCUCUCUCUCUCUCUCUCUCUCUCUCUCUCUCUCUCUCUCUCUCUCUCUCUCUCUCUCUCUCUCUCUCUCUCUCUCUCUCUCUCUCUCUCUCUCUCUCUCUCUCUCUCUGUCUCUGUCUCUCUCCCCAGUACAGUGGAUCAAUAGUUCUGUUAGCUAAAGUUUCUACAGCAUUGUUUGUUAUUUAUGGUACAUUGCUGUUGCCAUAGGACUCCUCUCUAUCUGUCUAUACUGUCAUUGUAUUAGAUUGCUGUGUGUAUUGAAUGUUUGUGCUGAUAUGUUUCUCCUGUCAGAGAACUGUCAGAUCCUCCACCUCCAUACUGUCUAAUCCUCUCAGUAAUACAUUAGAAGAUAAAAGGAUGAGGGGCUGAGAAAUCAAAGAAUCAUCCAUGAAUACUCAGUGUCAAGCAGCCUGGCACUUCCAGCUAUACACACACACACACACACACACACACACACACACAAACAUACAGUACAGCAUUAUCCCAGUAAUCUGAGCUGGAGGGGCAGCUGUGCUGUGGGUAGAGGGGUUUGUUUCAGGGCUGAUUUGUUUGUUUGGGCCCUGGCACACAGAUGAGCAGUAAUCAGUGGAAUUAGCAAACAGGAUUGUGUUAGCCAUGACGCUGAUCAGGCUGCUAGGCUUCCUCCCCCACAGGCCCAUGCACAGCCCCGGACCUCAACAACUCAAUCCCACUGCACCUCACCACAAUAUGGGCCAGGCUAACACAGCACACAGGGAGACCCAUUGUCAAACAGCCUCCAGAAGCAGCCUUUUUGACAGUGGACUGAUUUUGAGAUGCGAUGCAAUGGAUAAUUUAACUGUAUUAAUAUUAAAUGGAAGAGCGGUGUUGUGGUGUGUGGUCUUGCCAGCUUUUGAAUUGGUACAACUGUAUCUGUUUGGAUCUGGUAUUAGUGUCUUCCUCUUCUUUCAUGUCUUUUCCUUUCCCAUGUGUGAAAGGUUAGCAUUGACUUCCCCUUAAUGAAGCUUUAGAUUGUGCUGCUGGCACACUCCCCUCUCCCUAAGGCCCGUGCUCAGGGAGGACGACAUUCAUUUCACUUGAUUAAGCUAUAAUUUCCCUGAAAUGGCUUUGGCUCCGUGUUCUGAAUGUCCCCUUUCUCUACCCAAGGCUAGUGUUGAUUCUGCGUCUUUAUAGAUCCUGUGUACUGACUCUCUCUCACUCUCCCCCUCCCCCUCUCACCCCUCCGCAGGCUUGGUGGUGCGAGAGGCCAGUAUUGAGAUCACAAGGCAGCAGGUGGAGGAACUGUUUGGGCCAGAGGACUUCUGGUGUCAGUGUGUAGCCUGGAGCUCUGCAGGGACCACCAAGAGCCGCAAGGCCCACGUCCGCAUCGCCUGUGAGUACCCUUCAACCCUUCACCCAUAUCCCCUUUUGUAACCCUUCAACCCUGUCCCCAUACCGGGACCUAUUCCUGUCCCCAUCCCUGUCCCUGUCCCCAUCCCUUGUCUUAACAGUCAAAGAAGCCACCAGUCACUGAGAGUUCAGAUACAUUCUCAUAUACUUUAUCUGAUGAUGUGUACAAGAGACAGUUUGACAGGCAGUCAAGAAAGGGCUCUCACAACGAAUGGCCCUUUAAAACAACCCAUAGACUCCAGUCACAUUCUGUAUAAAUUGAGAGAAACAGAGGCCGGGAGGGUUGUAUACACAAAGUAGAAAGGAUCAAAUACAUGUUUAUGCCAACGUUUCCGUUUAUUUGUUGGUGGUCCUCAAAUGCCCUUUUCUUAUGUUAGUAUUUCGACUGGCAAGUAUACCAAAUAUAAACAUGUUUUCCAGUAACAACACAUAUAUUUUUUCACUCGUGCUUAAAUCAUUUUAAUGUCACCCAGAGGACGUGCCAAUCAAAACAUGAAGGGAAGUGGAAACUCUAAGGGAGAGAAAACUGAGUAGCUUUAUGUCUUUCGGUUGUUGAGUGAUCACUACUUUUUACAGAUCUUUUUCCACUUUAUCUUCUCUGAGCCACAGGUCUUCAAUGUUAAGAACCAUAUGCAUUUCUGACUUCAGCCUAUGUUGUGUCCAGUCUUUCUUUUUUUUCAAUAGAGUGACAGAGGUCUCUCGGAUACCACCCUGGUCUCAUAGACUAGAUGGAUCAUAGUAAAUGUAAAUCCAAGACUCUCAAAUUAGUAUGAUAUGUUACAUUUGGGUAUGGUUACAUAAGUCAGAAGGUUAAUUAAGGCAAAAACGAAAGGAGGAAGGUUGAGGUGGAUGGGUAGGCAUAUAACGUGAAUGUCUACCAACCCAAAUGCUGCGUGUUCGAAUCUCAUCACGGACAACUUUAGCAUUUUAGCUAAUUAGCAACUUUGCAACUACUUAGCAUGUUACUAACCUUUCCCCUAACCUUAACCCUUUAACCUAACUCCUAACCCUAACCCUAACCUUAACCCCAACCUUAACCCCUAACCUUAACCACUAGCCUAGCCAAUGUUAGCCACCUAGCUAACGGUAGUGUUAGCUACCUAGCUAACAUUAGCAACAACAAAUUGAAAUUCGCAACUGAUGAUACGUAUUGCAAAUUCGUAACAUAAUGUACGAAUUGCAAUUCGUAACAUAUCAUGCGAAUUGUAAUUCAUAACAAAAUGGGUGAUGGACAUACACAAAUUAAUGCAUACUAUACGAAACGUAACAUAUCAUACUAAAUGGAGGGAGACAGAUUUACAUUUACUAUGUUAGGAUUAACCCUGAGUCCAGGUUGGGGACACUUAUUGCUGCAAUGUCCUCCCUCUGUAUGUAGUAAAUACGUAAAUCCAUUGUGAUGGGUGUCAGAGGGCCCUCAACUAAGGGUCACUUCUCUAUUGGCCGUUCAGGGACCCUGUCAGGAUGACACACUACUAGGUCUCUGAGAAAGAGCUGAGCUUGUACCUCUGUUAGUACUCAUCAGUUAACACUGGCUAUACAGUCCUACUACAGUCACAAGCCUGGGCCCAUUGCACAUAUCUUCACCAAGGCCAGUUCAGUUGCUCUCAUCUUACCAGCUCUGUCUUCCACCUUACUUUAGCCGUAGGCUACCUGUGUUGGAAUGCCAUGCCAGGCCAGCCACUGACUAAUGCAGUCUCCCCACAGAGUUCCCCCGCUGCUCCACCUCUACCUCUACCUCUACCUCCACCUCCACAUCAUCAGCUGUUCCACCUCCACCUCUACUUCCACCUUCAGCUCCACCCAGGGGCGGACUUAGUGAUUUGGAGGCCCCAGGCAGAGGCCAGUCUGAGUUUCUACCAAGCUAGCCAAUUUGACAACCAGGCUUCCCUAAUACGGAUAAGCCUGGGGAAGUUCAUGGCAGAGAAAUAGCUAAAUAGGGGUGGUGACCCGAUGUAAAUCAGUGACGCCUCGCUACACGUCAAACCAAUCAAAUGCCUUUCUUGGGCAGAGCACCAACAGUGCUCACUAGAUUAGUGUCGCAGGUGCAACAGUGCACCUACAUAUAUUUUUACCAAGGAAUUACCUGCAUACAUACCUUUUACGUGCAAAUUCCCCAUUCACUUCUAUAAAUGUUUUGGCCCGGUACCGGGUUACCUUCAGACGAGACCCGUAGAGCAAAAUGGAGAACACCAUCAUAUUUCCAUAGAGGGGUCAUAUUAAUUUUGUUGGCCAAACCGUUUGGACGCUACAGGCGUUUUAGUGAGAAGAACCAUUUUCAAGAUGUCUCCUGGUCUGACAAACACCACUGUAGCUCUGCCAUCAGCAGAUGCGGUGGAUUGAGCCCAUGCAAACAGAUAUCUCUAGCUUAAACAGAGAGAAUUUGAUGGCUAUUUUUUUAUUUUGCCUCGAACGAAGCAUGGGAGGGCUUCAAGCUGAUAAAUUAUUGUUUUAAAAAAUGUUUUAUGCCCAGCUCAUGAGGCCCCUUGAUGAUGUGAGGCCUGAGGCAAUUGCCUCUUCUGCCUAAUGGUAAGUCCGCCAGUGCCUCCACCUCCACAUAAUCAGCCAUCAUCAGCAGCCUGCCAGGGCUAACCUUUCCCUCAAAUCAGAAUGGAUCCCCUUUCCUCUACUAUCAGAAUGGAUCCCUCUUGCCCCCCUAUUAGAUUGUCCUGAAUGGAUUAUUGUAGCUCCUCUCUCUCCUGGGCUUCCUGGCAGACCCAGGCCACCUCAUAGACAGCCACGGUCCCUCUGGAGACUAAUGGAAACUCUGGUAGGUCCCCCCCUUGUCCGCCUCCCACAAACAGAUGGUUUAAUCAGGGGCUAAGUAACACUCAGGGCUGAUAAAUUCAGGUGGUGGUUGGGUGGUGGUGGUGGUGGGGGGGGGGGGGGGCAUACAGUGAUCAAUGUUAACACUAUGAGACGAGUGGCAUCUUAAAGGCUGUGCACUCUGGACCCGGGGGAUUAUUUUCCCCCCACUGUGAUUUGUUGUGCGUUUGGGUGUGUGUUAUUGUGAGUUAUUGCAGCCCAUGUUUCCCUUCUGCCACGAUGACAUGGACUCUCAUUGGCCAGUGAUUUAUCUGACUCCACCUCCCUCUCCAUGGUUACCUUUGACCUGACGUACAGGUCGGGGGAUGCCUAUAGUUCUAUCUUAAUGAUCACUAGUGUUUCUUUGAAAUGGGUAAAAAGCAACAAAAAAUGUCCUUCAAUUGACCUAGGGAAAUAAACCCGUUAUACUGAACCUAGAAGCUGAAAUUGUAUGUGUUUGUGGCGUUGUUAUUUUUCACAAAACUAGUAAAGCUCACAUUCAUCUAAUUAAGUUUCACCUUGGUAAUUCUCCCUGGGCGCCAGUCCUCAAGUUUACAUCUGCAUCAGGGUUUAUUGGUUUAUUAAGUGAGGGAGAGAAUGCGUUGAAAUGAAACCCAUAACUGUGAGACUUCUGUAAUUUAGCAUGACAAGUAGCCAAACACCAUGCACUUAGCGUAAUGGCAGUCAAAUGCGGUGGUAGCUGGGGCCUGUAGGGAGGCCUGGGGAGGCAUAGAUAUUUCUGUGGUGUAACAGGGAAUGGUGCGACUCCCACAGGAAUGUCUACUCAGCCUUAUACCCUGCUGCGCACCCAGCUCCACAUCGCCUGAGCCUGGGAGAGGGGGAGAACAGAGAGUAAGGAGACAUGGUUCAAAAAUAUAGCUCAGGAGCUAUUCAUUUCACUCUCUGUUCCUCCAUUUCUCUCUCACACACUUUUUCUCUCUCUCUGAUAAAGAAAGCAUACUGCCGUAAUUCCCCAAAGCUACAUCUGAAUACGUUCCACUCAAGAUUAUAUGCGCUAUCCAAUCUAUUAAUUUCAUACUUGAUCUUUACGGAAAUUGCUUUCAAUGCAAACUUUUAUGGAUAUCCCCCUAAAGACAGACAUAAGGUUGAAAUGGAACUUCAAUUCUCCUAGUAUUUCUAUUUCAGGGCUAUUUGGUCUCUGGUGCUGAUAUGGCUGUUAUGUUGUACAGCAGGGUUUUGGCUAAAGUCUGGUGGUGAUGUAUUUUGUUAUGAGAACAUCUCAGAGUUAAGCUCUUCUCUUCCAGCAGGGGAUAUGGAGCAGUGCGAUGAUCAAUGAAAUGUUUCUAUUCCAGUUGGACUUCUCUCUCUGUUGAUAUUCCUCUAACAGACAGGAGAUCAUGAAACCAACUGAAGUCCAGCUUUGGGAAGAGGCAUUCGGACUCAAUAUCAAAUGGGUGGACAGACUGUCUGUAUUGUAGGGACUGGAGAGAUAAUGAACAUUUAUAACCUGAAAUCCCAGAGCAGGCUUGCUACUGAGUGACUCACAGAGUUAUAUUUAUGUAAUGGAAUUGAGACUUCUUCUGUAAUAGUUCCAAAUGUCUCCCGGACAGUCUUACAACAUGGAGAAUGACUGGAGAGUUGUUAAAUGCUCAUCCUCCUAUGUAUUCAAACUCUGCCAAUGGCUGUACUAUUGUAUUGGCAUUUCAAAGGCUUUCUGAGUGAGCUGGAGAGUCUUCUCUUGACAUUCCUUUCUCCUUCAGUGUGCAGUCUGAAGGUAUGCUGCACAACACCACAACUCUUUAAUAGCAUUGGUUUAAAUCCUCUCUCUCUCGCUCUCUCUUUGCCUGCAUCUUUCUUUCUCUCUCUCUCUCGCUUCCUCCCUCUCUAUCCCCCCUUCCCCCCCCCCCCUCUCUCUCUCUCUGUCUCUCUCACUAUCUCUCUCUCUCUCUCUGCCCUCUCUCUCUCUAUCUCUCUCUGCCCUCUCUCUCUCUCUCUCUCUCUCUGCCCUCUCUCUCUCUAUCUCUCUCUGCCCUCUCUCUCUCUAUCUCUCUCUGCCCUCUCUCCAUCCUUCCUUCUCUCUCUAUGUCAGCAGCAGAUUCAGACAUGCCAGUGGGGAGCAGUCACAUAGUGUGGAUGUGGGCAUCAAAUCCACUCUUUUCCACUUUGUGGUUUCUAGUUUACUCAAAUUACAAUGUUGAUGAGGAGGCCAUUUCAGAACCAGCUGGGAGGAACAUUUUGUGGUACAUCCAUAAAAUACCUUUCACUAUCCAUCUGUCGAUGCUUAAAUUUUUUUUAAAUCUGCGUGUCAGCAGAUCUCCUUUCUUUCAGAAUCCAAAAACAAAAUGCUAAAGCCAUUUAAAACCAUAAAUCGACAAUUUACAUUUGCACAAGAUGUCUGUAACAGCCCUAUGCUAUGUCAUUCCAGAAUCUGUCUACAAAAGUUGGUGGAACCCUUAACGACCCCAACGGGUGGUUUCCAUGGAUGCUGAGAGUAGAAAUUGAUAUUCGUGAGUUCUGACCCAAAGAAAUUAGGAAGCUCUCUCUCACGACAUCACGACCACAUCGGCUAUCCUUGUCUCUCUGUCUAUGACUUUCUGAAGGGGAAUAUUCGGUUGUAAAUCUGUCAAUUUACAGUCCCUGUUAUUUCCAGGACCCGCUAUGUCUGUCCAUCACUAGCUCACUGAUGGCAUGCUCAUCUGGCCCUACAGCAGAAAUACCUGAAUAUCUGAAGUGAACCAUUUCAUUUACACUAUUCAGAAACUGACAAUAAGAGAGUUUGAUCUAGAACUCCAUUCACCAUACACAAAUAUACAGUACUAUACCGUAUGUGAUUGUGUAUGCUAUUCUUCUCUCUUGGUUGUCCUCUGAGGGUGGCUUAGGGGUUCAAACUCCACAGGCAAGUUCAUGGAAACCCUUGACUCAGUGUACUUAUAGAGCAGAUAUGAUUUGCAGCUUGGCUUACCUUUCAGCUCUGGGCUUCCAUUGCUUUGUAAGCAGGGCUGGUCCAUGCUUGGUUUAACAGUGAAAGUCAGAGUUGGCUUCAUGUCAGCUCCUCCAGCCCAUUCUCAGGGAUUACACACUGUGGCAGGGAGUUACUCGUGUGUGUGUGUGUGCGUGUGUGUGUGUGUGUGUGCGUGUGCGUGCUCUUUGACACUAUGGACUAAAACUUGGUGUCAAAAAAUGUUUCUCUCCGAGCUGCCUGAACAUUUACAUUCACACACAGUACUCAACAAAAUGUUUACAGAUUGAAAGAAAAAUAAACCCUACAACAUUAACUCAAGCAUGUUUUUUUUUGCUAAACAGGAACAAUGUUAUUCUAGACUAUUCAUUAAAUGUGGUUACUGGGUUUGAUUAAAUGGGCUCCUGUGUCAGGGAGUUAGUGUGAUAAGCAGAACAGGGACAUUGCAGGCUGUUGAAAGUGCUGUCACUGGAGUUUGGGUGUACGAGUGUGUACUUACUACUCCACUGAGUCUGUUCUCUAGCAAUUGUAGUGCUGCAGAUCCCUCCCCCCUUCCUCCUCUUACACAAUCUCCCUCUUGCCCAGUCUCUCUCUCUCUCUCUCUCUCUCUCUCUCUCUUUCUCUCUCUCCCUCUCCCUCUCUCUCUCUCUCUCUCUCUCUCUCCCUUCUCCUCAUUUCCCUCUCUCUCCUCUCGUCUCUAUAUUAUUUCUGCUGCUCCUCUGUUAGCCCGUGUCCCAGCAGGUGAUGAUAUAUAUCUUAUGAGCUUUGGGUUCCAGUGUAGCAUGACGCUCACCUUAAUCCUCCCCCCUCCACAACUCCCCCCUCCGCCCCGACCGUCCCGUCCUGCCCUACUCCAUCAGGCUCACACACUGGAGAAAUAUUGGCUUUUUAUUAGAGGAGGGAGAGUGAUCCCUCUCUCAGCAGCUCCCCGCCGUCCACCUCCGAUUCUUCAGGCUCUCUGUGGAAUGAGAGGACAGAGAGAAAGAGAAGUCUAGCUUUGUUUCUCACGGAGACUGCUCUAUUGGCCCUAUGCAGUACUGUAUUUGCUAGCUGUGAGAACGACAGUCUACAACCUUCUAAGCCUUUUUUUAAUCAAAAGACAUCAGUGAUAUAAUUCAGCAUCCCCCCAUCCUCAUUAUUACAUACAUCAUGUGUAGAACGUGAGGGAUAUGUUACAUAAUGUUUAUUUAUGGUUUGUUGAAUUUUUUUUCUCCAGAUCUCAGGAAGACAUUUGACCAGGAGCCUCUGGGAAAGGAAGUGUCUCUAGAACAGGAAGUGCUUCUUCAGUGCCGCCCACCAGAAGGGAUCCCUGCUGCUGAG